Messenger RNA from Aspergillus affinis, 512 nucleotides. RefSeq lists its product as uncharacterized. The transcript has a single exon. Lineage: Eukaryota; Fungi; Ascomycota; Eurotiomycetes; Eurotiales; Aspergillaceae. The record is from RefSeq and is a predicted model, not a curated record. The annotation marks the transcript as partial.
CGCCGAAGGCCGUCUGGCUGGGUCGGAUCCGGGCGAAACCAGACAUCGCGCCAGCAGCCCGAGACCCGCUCGAGCAGCCCCCCCGAGUAGGAAAAUGGGAGACAGCGGAGGAACAUCAACAUUAUCCGGGUAUGUUCCCAGGUCACAAAAUACCGGUCAUUCAGGCUGUAGACCAUCUCAAAUCCGACGCAGAAUUUGUUGAUAUUCCAUCGGAACCAUCGAAGGAGCGUAGAGGUAGGAAAGGCAUAGUAACGUUCGACGCCAUCCGUUCCGCCCGGAAAUGGGGUUGUCAACUGUUCCCGGUCCUGAAAUUCGCGUACAAUUUGGUGGAACAGCGCGUGGGAUACGCGGUGCUCCUCCCGCAGGCCAAAGACCUUUUGGAUCGAUCCCUGCAGGGCAGCAUGGCACCGUUGUUUCGUCGUGAGAUAUGCGCGAUUGAGCGCGAUCGGAUUGUGACUGAGACCCCCGCCAACCGUCUGCCAGGUUUUCCGAAGCUGCGGAUCAAGCCCUAA